Penicillium bovifimosum is the source of this 261-nucleotide messenger RNA. RefSeq lists its product as uncharacterized. The coding region runs from base 1 to 261 and encodes 86 amino acids. The transcript has a single exon. The record is from RefSeq and is a predicted model, not a curated record. NCBI's taxonomy places the organism in Eukaryota, Fungi, Ascomycota, Eurotiomycetes, Eurotiales, Aspergillaceae.
AUGGCAGAACGACCAAACGGCGACAGCACCCCCGCAACGCCUUCAAAGGGACUUACUGUGGAUGAGAUGCUAAAGAAGUAUCCCAAGGAGGAUGUGGAGCGUGCUACCUCCACAGUAAGUCCCUUUGAAGGCGUUGCGGGGGUGCUGUCGCCGUUUGGUCGUUCUGCCAUCUUUAUUGGGAGAAAUGGAUCAACAGUAUGGUCUCUGCCCUCUGUACGGCCUGGUGAGACAGAGAAUAAGGAUGAACAAGGAGAAUACUGA